GUGCUCCUAGACCAUUUGGACAAUCGGCUGAGAAAUAUUCCUAUGAAAAAGGUACAGCAUUUCACAACGCGGAAAACCAAGGGAUCGAAUUCAAAGCAUUAACGCAGGAAAAGCCACAAAAAUUACCAUGGAAAAUAAUGGAAAAAGCAAGACUCUUUAUUUGCGGAGUUCUUAACGCAGGAGGACAGGGAAUAAUAUACUUUGGAAUUGGAGAUUCAUGCGAUGACAAAACUGAUUUUAUUCAUGGAGAGAUUAUUGGCCUUGAGGUAGAACGUUUGAAAGAUGAAAUCAGCAAAGCAUUUCAAAGUAUUUUGGAUGAUCAUAUCAAAAGUGAUAAUGGCAAAAUGACACGCGGUGGUGAUAUGAAUUGUGUCAAUUUACAUUUUGUUCCAGUUACUUCGGAGAUGAAUCAAAACACUGGCAGUUACGUAGUUGAAAUAGAAGUAAAGCGCGAGUGGAAAUUUUGCAAAGACCAAGUAUAUUAUGUUGAAGAAUGGAGAAAAAAGGCAGAUGAUAAAAGUGAGUUGCAGUUUUCAAUUGAUGCAUCCCGCAUUUGCUCCAUGAGUUGUUGACUCAAUUGUUUCUAUACCAAUUGUCAACUCAUGCAUGAGGAAAAUAUUUAGUUUCAAACGCAGUCGUUAAGAAAUGAACAGGUUGAUGCGAAUGGAAUUAUCACUCAUAAUUGUUACAUACUUUUUAUUUAACCAGAAUCCGAUGCAAAAUAUGGGCUACAUAAUUUGUUUAAUGUGAAAAAAGAAAAGGAUGAAGCGUAUAUUAGAACAUGUGGAGCUACGCAGUCAGUGAAAAGCAGCGACAUAACGAAAGAUAUCAAAGAGCCACUUUCUCUGAAGAACAAGGAAUGGCUAGGUAAUAUAUUAUUAAGUACUGUAGAUUGCAUGCACUGUCCCUUGACAAGCGGUUAAAUCUUGGAACGUUUUGGACGUGCAUAUAUAAACCUUUGCCAUUAAAAUGAAUCAGAUGAUAUGUCAUUUAUAUAAUGCAGGUGUUGAAAAAAUUCCUUGUCUCACCAUAUACUGCCCGUUACAACUAUCAAUUCCAUUCAUCCAUGCAGGACUUCUAAGUUUGAACACUUCAUAGUAAGAAUUAUGGAAGCCUAAACUUUAUUUUAUUAGUAAUGGAUAGCCGUAAAUUGUCUCCCCUUAGAUUCACUACUGUAAGUCCAUCCUAUGUUGCUUAAGCAUUACCCUAUUGGAUGUAGGAAACCAUGCAGAGAACACCAGAGGAUCCUGCGAUAUUAAUUAAUUAAUAAAGUCAAACUGGAAGCACUCUUUUUCUAGUUGUUGUUUGCAACGUUAUAGUAUAUAUAAGUAUAUUAAUAUUAAGUUCUUUGUAUGUUUGCAUGGCGAUAAAAUAUAAUAGUUUUGUUUGUGGAAACACCACGUAAAUUUAUUACUGCAAUGUAAAUUUAUUACUGCAAUGCAAUCUAAUAAAGUAAACAAAUAAAUAAUAAUUAAUAAUAAUGAUUGUAAACAAAUAAAUAAUAAUUAAUAAUGAUUAUUAAUUAUUAAUAAUAUUAAUAUUAUUUUCUUUGUCUUUUAUCUUUGCUUAAUUUCUUUCACAGAUGAGAACGACAAAAAACAGCUCCGACGAAUGCUCAGUCAAGGUAAAAUUACUUUACACUUUUGUAUUCAAUAAGUUAGUUAACUCUGCAUCAUGCAUGCAUGUUAAAUAGUUUCAAACUGUCACUAUGUAGACUCCUAAAACCUAAUCACAUGUUGUGGUUGUUUAAACUUGUUUUGUUCGGAACCCAAAUUCUAAUGUGUUGCAUGUACCCAAUUCUUCAAAAUAGAAAGUUGUUCAAAAAUGUUACAGUUUUAAAGGCAACGAAUAUAAUUGCUAAUUUAUCUUUAUCGACGUCUCAGUCAGGGAUCUUCCACAAUUAUUGACGUUUUCACAGCUGUAGAAAGAGCGCGGCUGGAUCAUGGUUGCGCAGGGCCCGCGGCGUAUUGUGAGUGCGGGGUCCAAUUGUCCCAACUCCCCUUCAUCUACCAACACACCAAACUUAAAAUUAUCGAAGAAGCAAAAUUGACCACGAAACGAUUAAGUGCUUGCUUCUUAGUUUUACUAAAUGACUAGUAUCCUUCAUAAAAUUCAGCACUAUUUAAUUUCACACUAUCUUGAUUCGUGCAAGAAACAUGAUUCCGUAAUAAAAGCAAAAUAUUUCGAACAGUUUUGUUUAAGAUAGAAUUACGUUUUGGGAUAUGUUUCGCAAUCAGUGACGUACGUAGCAAGGUUUUCAUUUCAACGAGGGAUAUCAGGGAUUCUGCUUUUAUUUUAAGACUUUUAAAAGCAGUAUUCAUGUACCAUUAAAUACCACAAAAACGGUUGUAAGAGGGUUAACGCUACCCUCGGAAAUUUUCAUAAUCUAUAUUUUCCAAAGUGGGCUGAGCCCCCUGACCCCACAUGUGGCUACGUCUCUACUAAUUGUGAUUGUUCAAGUCGCAUAUUUUUAACAAAGACUGCACUUUACGGAGGCAAGUAAAUGUAGAUCACGCCUCGAAGUUGCAAACUUUUGAGGCUCCGGGGUUGCUUUUUAGGAAAGGGAAUUGGACCAUGAAAUUUUGUGCGCUCCACGAUUAUGGUUGCAGCUAAUUUUGGCAACGUAAUUUCUGGACACAAAUCUUUAACGGGAGUGCAGAACAAAAUUGCGGUACCAACUAAAAUUAUUUUAAAUAUUCCUUGAAUCACUGUGUAUUAUAUUGCUUUUCCUUUCAUAAUGAAAUGAUAGCCUUGACUAGGCUGCUCCCGCUCAAAAUAUAGCUAUUAAUGUCAAUUAGGAAAUUAAGGUAUGUCUGCAACAAAAGUACACUCAAGAGGAAUGAUAACAAUGGGUCUGUCAGCAAUAUUUUAAAGGCGUACAUUGCAGGUCAUUUAUCCCUCCCCUGCGUACGCUUGAUGAGCUUGGAGAAUGUUGAUAACUAUGGAAGACCCAUACGUGUUAUUUGUCUUCGACUGGCAACUCUUGCCUUGACCUUGAUAAUUCCGUAUAUCACAAGAAACUCAAUCAAUAUAUUUGUUAAAUUGUAGAUACAUUUGACGGUCGCCAGUUUAGCAGUGAUGUCCAUGAAAGUCUACGAGAACUUAAUUCGAAAGAGAAUGAUUAUAUUCUUGUAGCGAAUAAGACUCCUCCCGAGUACCGCGGAACAAAUUCAUUUGCCUUCCUACAAGCCAUUCAGUGGAUGGCUGUUUUUGAUUUGUUUGACCCGAAAACCAAAGAAGAUGGUCUCUACUACAUUUUAAAUAUGACAAGUGAUUCUCCACCAGUUACAAAAAUGGAGCUAGGAGAUUUCAAGCAAAUUGAAGAAAAUUCAACACGCGGUACGACGUGGAUAUUGAGAAGCCAGACAAUGCAUGAAAGUCUAUGGAUUCACAACUCGAAAGAUUGUCUUUAUCGAGCUAUGUCCUUGUAUCACGAACGUGCACCAAAUGGCCGUAUUCACUGUGUCUUUCUCGUCUUGAGUGAAGAAAAUUUGCGGGAGAUGGCGGACAUUAUCGAUUCAUGCGUGAGUAUCAUUGGUAACAACGCCAAUAAAUGCAUUACCAUUCUUUCCGAAAAGAAAGACGUUGGCGGUGCGAUGACAAAGCUGUUGCAACCAGAAGUUCGUAAGGAUUUAAAAAAUCCAUGCUCUAUUUUUGGCUUCCCUCUCGAAUUCCUUAGGAAAAGCGUUGAAGAAAUGCUUGGCGAGGUUGCUUAUGAAGAUGCGACUGCAACCACCGAACUUCCGUUUUGGAAUGGGAAAUUUAAAUCCAUUUUAAACAAGAGAAUCAAUUCUUUGACCGAUCUUGAAAUCUACUCCCCAAAGCCAAAAUUAUCAAGUUCUUAUAGAGAGGUAAAGUUGACAAGGGAUAACUUCUACAAGGGUGAAGUAAUUAAACAAUUGAAUCUAGAUAACAAUGAUGACAUCGAACGAACGCUUGCAACUGAACUAACACGGCGCAUCGACCGUUCUCUGAAGCUUUUAUCUGUUGAAUCACCGGACGACACAGCGUAUGUGGAAAUUGUCUCACUGAGCUAUGAAUCUGGAUCUGGUGCAACGACCCUUGGACGGCGAAUGUUAUGGAGUAAAAGAGUUUUCUACAGAUGUGCUGUAGUUAAAGCCAUUACUGAAAACACAGAUCACCAAAUUCAAGAGUUGCAAAGGUUUGGAUAUGAAACAGGCCAAGGGAUAAUUCCGCCAGUCUUAAUAUUGGUGGAUAACUUCGCUGAACACCAGGUCCACAACCUUCGCGAAAAGUUGUCUCGAAGGAACACAAAAUGUGUUUUGCUGAAUACAUUACCAAUGGCAAUUAAGUUGGAGAAAAAAAGUCAUGAUGAUUGUUUAAAGUUGGGAAAACUCGACAAAGUAGAAAUUCAAAGAGUGAAAAAAAUAUUGGCCAACGUGGAAGACAAAAACGAACAGCAAAAGGAUGCGGCAGUCGAGAAAAUCAAGCGCGAGAGAAGGUUCAUCUGGCUUGGACUAGAGCUUUUCGGACGCCAGUACAACAAUGUACGAAAACGCUUAUCAGAUCAUAUUCGUGAUAUAAUUUCUCAUAAUGUCACGAAUAGACUCAAAGGUGCAUAUGAGAUGAUUCUUCGUUUCUGUUGCCUGCUAGACUAUUUCAGCAAAGGAAGAUCGAUAUACCCACACCCCUGUAUCGCAGAUAUUCUCUACACUAAUGACGAUCUGAAAAAUGAUGAUAUGAAUCAAAUAGAGAAAAUUCAUGACAAAUUUGGAGGACUACUACUGGAAGACUACAGCGAGGCUGAGGGGUACCACGGGUGGAGACCGGCGCACUUUCUGGUUGGGGAAGUUGUGCAAGAAGAAAUGGAUUUUGUGCAGAUUGCAAAAGUGCUAGUUGCAAAUAUGAACUCGGGAACUGCCUUCGCGAAAACCUUUUUAAUCAACAAUACUGUAAAUGUAUUCCUCAAGCGCGAGAAGAUAUCUGAAAGCUCGUCACAAAAUAUCAAUGACACCGACUUCAUUCUAGAUGACAUCAGUGGGGAAGACAAAUUUAAUUCAUUGGAAGUACAAACGAGGUAUUCUGCCUUAGUAAUGGCUGCUAUGCCAAAUGAGAAUUUCCCAUCGAACGUUUUGAACGCUCUUGACCUCCUCGUUACCCUAAUCGAAAACGUGCAUACCACCCAACACAAAGCACGCACAUGGCAACAAAUAGCACGGGUGUUUGCUUAUGAAAUUGGAAUGAAGGAGAUUUCAGAAAAAAUCGAACCUCUAGUGACUAGAGUUAAUGAGGAACUUCAACUGUCUGACCAAAGUCUAAAUUGUUCGCCUGCGACAAAUGGGUUUGCUAUUGCCCAUCAGGUAAUAGACCAUGCCAUUGACAUGCAAAAAUCUUUUGUAAACCAUCUUGUAACCAAAGCAACCUUCUUUAAAGUCAAGCUUCGCGAUCUUUAUGAACAGGCAAAGGAUAUUAGCUCUAAAAAUGAAGUAUCAAAGGAAAUUAUGAUAGAAGCUAUUAGCACAACCAAGAAAGGCAUUCAAGCGUAUGAUAAUGCCCUAGCAUCUCCUGAUGGUUAUUUACACGCUAUGGUUGGAAAAAUUCAAACAAUUGUUGUACUUCUACAAAUUUUCAAGACACAUUCUUGUUUCACUCAGAAUAACGUGGGUCCAGAUGAAAGCUUCAAGAAUUAUAUCACAAUUGGAAACCAUCCAGCAGCGCUCAAAGAAACAUUGACGGAAGAUGAUCUUGACUAUUUUCUUAGUCUCGCAAACAAGGUUGUUCAGCAUCUAAACGAGUUUUUUGGAGAAUUAAAGCUUCGGAAAAGGCAAUAUGGAAAACACGAAGAACAGGAGCUAAUAAAUGCAAAGAUUAGGGCAAUGGCACUUCGAAAAAAGUUCUACCAAGUCACUCGACGCGACCAAAGAAACGAAAGAAUCUUUAAUGACACAGGCUGUAAAGAAGAUAUUGUUCACGACUUAUUAUACAAGCACGAAGAAACGCCUUAUAGCACGUGGAAAAAACUUCCAGCUGAUGUUAUUUCGCGUAUUUAUACAACUCUAAAACAUGCAAUUCCAAAGGGACCAGUAACUCGCGAUUCCAUGGUUAUAUGUGCCAGAGCUGCUUUAGAAGCAAACAUUGCGGUCGAUGAACUUGUUCAACAUAUACAACUUUGGGGAAGGCUUUUUCCCACGUCCGUAUGGUGUCAAAUGUUCAACUACAUGAUUCAUUUCCCAGUUCCAAGUGGAACACUAAAGUCUAAUGUUCCAAUGGUUAAGCAAUCGGCUGACUUUUGCAAGACUAGCGGCCCUCGUAUACGAGAACGUUACAGAAAGUCAGGCGCAGAAUAUUUACUUGGUAGAGGCAUUGGAUUGAAUGUCUUACUUUCUUCACACAAAGUUUCUCCAGACAGCGUGGAACACAAGAUAGAUUUCUGGCGUAGCUUAGAAUUGUACGAAAAGCUUGAACGACUUCGUGGAGAAAAGAUUUUGGGGAAGAAGGGUGUUUUGUCCUAUAAAGGAAUUGAAAUCAUGUUUGACAACGACAGAUACCCAAAGGAAAGCAGGGAUGAACUGUGGUUUUGUCUUGGUUUCACACUUAAUGGUCCUUAUGCCUACGAUCCUAUAGACGAUGACACGUACAAGAAGAUGGAAGGAGAUUUUCAAAAGAAAAAGGAGAAUGAUGCAUCCCAGGCUUCUGGAAGCUCUCAGGAAUCAGGUGCAGAAGAAAGAACUCCGAAAACAGCUUGGCAAGGCAACAGCCAAAGAAUUUCAAUUGUUGCCCAUUCUGUGUUUGAUAGAACAAUGCCCCAACAAACUGAACCAAGUAAUCAGAGGAGCGAGAAACUAAACAUGGAAGCUAUCAAACAAAAUUCAGAAAAAAGCAAAAUAGCUCCACAGAGGUUCCAAUACAUUACAGAAGGCGAGUUUAAGAAUAACCCGAAACUGAUGCUUAGAAAGCGCACGAAGGAAGGAGACCAAAAGACAUUCACACCACAGUGGAAAGAUCAAGAUGGUAAAAUCCACCACGGAGCAGUCGUGAAAGGUGCGCCAAAAUCACGUGAAUGCCAGCGCCACCAGACAAAACCGCUCGGAACAAAGAACUGCCCGUUUGCACAUUCAUGGAAAGAGGACUAUAUCCAACAAACUAUUUGUGAUUUUUGCACCAAAUCCAAACCGCCACGAUUUGUCUGCUUGUGGAAAGAUGAACAUAGUCGCUAUAUCUCCGAACUUGGAUAUUACUUAGACGAGUCUGGAGAGAUAUGGAGAAAUAUUGAAGGCACAGCAAUCGCAUAGACAUGGUGACUGAAACGUGAUUUGCGCAGAAUAUAAAUAAUAUUCGCAAGUGCUUCACUUGUAUCUAUCUGACAAUGUCUUGAACUGAAUAAUUUAUAAUGAACUCACUAUAAAUAAUGUGAACUAUAUUCAUUGAUUAAUUUCUUCACGUAGGUGGCGUGAUGCGAGUCACACUUCACACCUUUUUUGUUAAGUGUGACUAUUUUUUCUUCUGUUGUUGUUAUAUCGGAAUAAAUAUGGGUUGAUUUACGCUCGAUUUAGUCCUCAUUCUUAACAGGUUUUGGGCGCAGGACGUGUAGGUCCGCUUGAGAAAAUCAAACGCACGAUUAUGUCAUAAUUGUCUAACGAAAAUAACAUGCCUCGCCUUCGGAAAAUGUGUUAAAGUUUGCGAAAAUGAACGGUUUGAAUUAUCGAACGUGGGAGUUCAACAUGUAGUUGUAUUUGGAGAGCUUAAAUAUCUUUGAACACGCAGAUUGGAACAGCUGAAUCUCCCACAAGUAGUGCUAACGGUGAAUCGCAACGAAGCUUCAACUCUUAUAUUUGUUUAGCCAUAGAACCAGUGCAACAGAUACAUGUAAAAGAAACGAAAACCACGAAGGAGGCUUGAGAUGCUUUGCAGAAUCAGGUUGCCCGUGAAUUAAUUUUACAUGAUGUUGCGUUGGAACACAUUAGUUGGCUUAGGUCAUUGCGUUAUCAAUUGAAAGAAAUGGGAGUGAAUAUAGAUGACAAAGAGUUGGCGAUGACGCUUUUAGCUAGUUUUCCCGAAGAUUAUAAGCCACUAAUAAUUGUUUUCGACACCAUUGGCGAAGGAAACCUGCUCUACGAGAAACUUAAAAUAUGCUGUUAAAUUAUUUAGAUCGCAGUAAAAACGCAAAUAAUUACCGUGAGGAUGCAUUUUCAAAAUACGAGACGAAGUCAACACAAUGAUAUUGUAUUUCGAGGAAAGUGUGACACCUGUCAUGAAACCCAAAUCCCAAAGAUGAUUCACAUGAUCCCACUGGUAAAGGAACAAAGUUCAAGGGUUCUACUCGUUGUGUUGAAAAACAAAGUCCUGAUAUGUUUGUCAAUGAUGAAACAUUAAUUACCAAUUUAUACAACUUAUGUAAUUGGUAAUCUGAUUGGAUAAUAGACUCUGGAGCCAUCCAACAACCUUUUUUUAUCAAAGUAUAUGGAAUUUAGACAAGCCCAGUUAAUCUUAAGAAUUAACAAUCGAUCAAUUUUAGCAUGUGAUAAAAGUACUUGUCAUAUUAUUGUAGAACUUAAUGGCAAUGUUAAACACAUAGCUCUUCAUGAUGUCUUAACAUACUUGAACUGGAGAAGAACUUGCUUUCGGUACGACAAUAGUAAAAUUAGGAGCUAGUGUUAUGUUUGAAGACGGCAUAUGGAAGAUAUAUUGUUACCUGUAGGUAAGGUGAGAGGGAAGCUUUACCUCUUGAAAAUUAUUCAUAAUGAGCAUGUGAAUAUUGCAAGAGAGGUAUCGAAUUUACAACUAUAACACUGUUGUUUUGGUCACCUAUAGGUAUAAUUUGGUCACCUAGGUAUCAUUUUACUUCGAAUCUCACUAAAAGCGAAUGAAAACAUUAGCCUACAUAUAGCAAUGGUGGAGAAUACUGCUCUAAAUUGUUUGAUGCAUACCCGAAACUUCGAAAGAGAAAGGAAUUACUCACCUGUUAACAGCCGCCUACAAUCCUGCUCAAAAUUGCAUUGCCACCAGAAUGAAUAGUAUAAUAGUUGAAUCAACCCUAUCAAUGUUAUUCCAUUCGAACACACAAACUGAAUUGUGGGGCCAAUGUGGGCUGCUUUGGAUGGAAUCUCUCUAUGAAUGCCUAUUUCAAUGAAAACCAAAUUUAGGAAACCUUAGAGUCUUCGGUUUGUUGCAUUCAUUUAUGUUCCAGUUAAUUAAUUGGCGAAAGAAACUUGAAGUAAAGUCUCGAAAAAGCAAUAUUCGUUGGAUAUCCUGAAGCCAGAAAGAGAUAUAUAAACUGCAUUCUCGCAGUUUUAUCCGUAGCCGUGAUUUUGCAGUCACUUUUUUGUGAUUUCCUAGCAGUGAACAUUCCACCAAAUCAUAUUUUGAAGCAAAUUUAUAUAUAAUAGGAUAGAAAAAGCAAUAUUCGUUGGAUAUCCUGAAGCCACAAGGAGAUAUAUAAACUGCAUUCUCGCAGUUUUAUCCGUAGCCGUGAUUUUGUAGUCACUUUUUCGUGAUUUCUUAUCAGUGAACAUUCCACCAAAUCAUAUUUUGAAGCAAAUUUAUAUACAACAGGAUAGAAAUUAUAAUAAUAUAAUUAUAAUCGUAAUUAACAACCAGUAUAAUAUAAUUAAC
Paramuricea clavata is the source of this 9573-nucleotide messenger RNA. The record is from the annotation of a GenBank genome assembly. NCBI's taxonomy places the organism in Eukaryota, Metazoa, Cnidaria, Anthozoa, Malacalcyonacea, Plexauridae.